Messenger RNA from Orussus abietinus, 1690 nucleotides. RefSeq names its product torsin-1A (gene Torsin). Gene Ontology annotation, biological process: cellular response to misfolded protein. Gene Ontology annotation, molecular function: ATP hydrolysis activity; ATP binding. The record is from RefSeq and is a predicted model, not a curated record. Bases 134 to 1141 code for a protein of 335 amino acids. Lineage: Eukaryota; Metazoa; Arthropoda; Insecta; Hymenoptera; Orussidae. The transcript has 3 exons.
AUCGAGUAUCAAACUUCCGUAUCUUAUGGGGCUUCUAUGGAGACGUCUGAAUUUUCUGCAUUAGGUUAUUCUUAUUUUUUAAGUCUCCUUUUAGCCUGUAUCCGUGUAAUAUUAUAAAAAAACAUUAGGCAGUAUGAAUAUGCGAGCAAAUUUAUUGUUACUUUUAGUUAUGUUAUUCAGUCAGUAUGUGAACUGUGUCUGGGAAGUAGUGAGUCUAGGUGCUGCUGUCGCUGCAAGUUAUAAAUAUUUCAAAUGUUGGAAUGAAUGUUGCGACGAUGUUUUUGUGCUACAGGAUUUAGAACAUCUCAACAAAAUGUUUAAUUCACAGUUAUUUGGACAACACAUUGCACAUGAAAUUAUAAUGAGUGCAUUACGUGGUCACUUAUGGAAUAACAAUCCUCGAAAAGCACUUGUCUUAAGUCUACAUGGCGUGCCAGGAAGUGGCAAAAAUUAUGUGACACAUAUGAUUGCUAUGGCUUUUUAUAAAAACCAUCAUAAGAGUAAAUAUUUUCAUUUUUUCAAUGGUAGAAGUGAUUUCCCUCAACAUCAAAAUAUCAAUGAGUAUAAGGUGAAGAUUCAGGAUACAAUUACAAAUGCUUUGAGGGAAUGUGAAAAAUCUAUUUUUGUAUUUGAUGAAGUGGAUAAAAUGCCAGAGGGUUUGUUAAACGUACUUGUACCAUUCUUAGAAUAUCAUUCACAUGUCAUGGGUGGAAAAGUAUCGACAAAUCAUGCUAUCUUCAUAUUUUUGUCUAAUACUGGUAGUAGGCAAAUUGUUAUGCGUCUUCUUGAGCUUUGGGAACAAGGUAAAAAGCGUAUUGAGACAACGCUUCUAGAUUUCGAACGCGUAAUAGCUAUGGGCGCUUUUAAUGAAAAAGGUGGCUUUCAUAAGAGCGAUACUAUAGAAGCUAGUCUCAUAGAUCACUAUGUGCCAUUUUUACCAAUGGAAGAGCAGCACGUAAUGAUGUGUGUGAAAGCAGCAUUUACAGAAAGAAAUCUGCAACCAACAAAAGAAAUGAUGGAAGAGAGUAUGACACUUGUUACCUACGGUCCUCCUCCUCAUUUUCUUUACUCCAAUACUGGUUGCAAGAGAUUAGACCAAAAAGUUGCAGCAAUUGCAUAUCGGUCAGAUUUGAAAAGCUAGUCGCGUGUCUGUCGGAGACUUAUGUGAAAAGGUACAAUGGCAUAAAUAACGUUCCAUGGUCAUGUAACGAUUUGACAAACUUCUAAUUUUAUUAAGAAGUUUUGUUGGCACGAUUGUCAAAGAACACCUAUGGAAUGAAAAAUAUUGUGAACUUUUGUAUGAUAAUGUUAAUUGUGUCAUAUGCUGAAGCAUUAGUGUAUCUUUAUACAUACACAAUAAAUAUAUACUUAUGUACAUUUCUAUAAACGGCGCGAUUUAACUAUCGCAUUAAUAUAACAUAUAUGUAUAUAUAUAAUAUGUAAUUUUAUAUUAUAACAGUAUUCGUUCAGUAAAACGCGGGUAACAGCAUCCCCGUACAGUAACAUCUAUAGAAAGCUUUAUAAAAUAUAUAUUUGAAUUGAUUUUUUAUCGUAACGAAAUGGUGGGACCAUGUGUAUAAUAUAUGAGAUAUAUUCACAUAAGUCAAAACAAAUCACAUGGAAGGACGAUCUCAAGGAAUGGAAUGCCCUAGAGUAAAAUUAAAAUGCUGAUAGAGUCCAAUUAAUUAAA